AUGCCUUUUGGUGGGUUAGCAGGUUUGAAGGAACAGGUGCUUAAGCCGGGGAAGGAGGAAGUGAAGAACACAGUGGGGGACUCUCUAGGAAAACUGCAAAGGAAAAUAGAUGGUAGCAAUGUAGAGGAAGAGGACAACAUUGAACUGACAGAGGAUGGGCGUCCAGUGGCAUCAGAAAAACGUCCUGUCCCACUGCUGGACUGUAGCUGUGGUGGUCUGCCCAAGCGCUACAUCAUUGCCAUCCUCAGUGGGCUGGGUUUCUGCAUCUCUUUUGGCAUCCGCUGCAACCUUGGUGUGGCCAUUGUGGAGAUGGUGAACAACAACACGGUUUAUAUCAAUGGGACUCCAGUGCUUCAGAAAGCUCAGUUUAACUGGGACCCAGAGACAGUGGGGCUGAUCCACGGCUCCUUCUUCUGGGGCUACAUUGUCACUCAAAUCCCCGGAGGUUUCAUCUCAAACAAGCUGUCUGCCAACAGGGUGUUUGGAGCUGCCAUCUUCCUGACGUCAGUGCUGAAUAUGUUCAUCCCAUCAGCAGCGAGGGUACACUACGGUUGUGUCAUGUUUGUUCGCAUUCUGCAGGGCUUAGUGGAAGGUGUUACCUACCCAGCAUGCCAUGGGAUGUGGUCCAAAUGGGCGCCACCUCUUGAACGGAGUCGACUGGCCACCACUUCAUUCUGUGGGUCCUACGCAGGAGCGGUGAUUGCCAUGCCUUUAGCUGGAGUGAUGGUUCAGUAUGUCGGGUGGUCUUCAGUCUUUUAUGUAUAUGGUGUUUUUGGGAUCCUAUGGUAUGUCCUAUGGCUAUUGCUGGCAUAUGGAAGUCCUGCUGAUCAUCCCACAAUCACAGAUGAGGAGAGGACAUAUAUUGAGACCACCAUUGGUGAAACAAUGCACCAGCUGAGUGCGACUGAGAAAUUCAAGACUCCAUGGCGUCGUUUCUUUACCUCCAUGCCCGUCUAUGCCAUCAUCGUGGCUAACUUUUGCCGUAGUUGGACAUUCUACUUACUCCUCAUAAGCCAGCCGGCAUAUUUUGAGGAAGUCUUCGGCUUCCCCAUCAGCAAGGUGGGGCUCCUGUCUGCUUUCCCCCAUAUGGUGAUGACAAUUGUAGUACCUAUUGGAGGGCAGCUGGCUGACUUUUUACGCAGUAACAAAAUCAUGUCUACCACAAACGUGAGGAAACUCAUGAACUGCGGAGGAUUUGGUAUGGAGGCUACUCUUCUGCUGGUAGUUGGGUUUUCUCACACUCGUGGGGUGGCUAUCUCCUUCUUGGUGCUGGCUGUAGGCUUCAGUGGAUUUGCCAUCUCAGGUUUUAAUGUCAAUCAUCUGGACAUCGCUCCUCGCUACGCCAGCAUCCUGAUGGGAAUUUCUAACGGUGUGGGAACACUGUCUGGAAUGGUGUGUCCCCUUAUUGUUGGAGCCCUGACAAAACACAAGACUCGUCUGGAGUGGCAGAAUGUCUUUGUUAUUGCAUCCAUGGUGCAUUACACAGGGGUAAUCUUCUACGCUAUCUUCGCUUCAGGAGAGCAGCAAGAAUGGGCCAACCCUGAGGCCACAAGUGAGGAUAAAUGUGGCAUUAUUGAUGAGGAUGAGCUAGCUGAAGAGACAGAGCUCAACACUGAGAACAUGAUAGCACCAAAAAAGAGUUACGGAACCACAGACAAUUCAUCUGGUCGGAAACAAGGUUGGAAAAAGAAGAGAGGGGUGACCAUGCAAGAGGAGGAGGAACAUUAUGGGAAUGGGGAUUACCAGGAUCAGUACCAGUGA
Scomber scombrus (Atlantic mackerel) is the source of this 1761-nucleotide messenger RNA. It is a transcript of the gene slc17a8, whose product is annotated as solute carrier family 17 member 8. Gene Ontology annotation, biological process: neurotransmitter loading into synaptic vesicle; regulation of synapse structure or activity; monoatomic anion transport. Bases 1 to 1761 code for a protein of 586 amino acids. The record is from RefSeq and is a predicted model, not a curated record. Gene Ontology annotation, cellular component: synaptic vesicle membrane; excitatory synapse. Gene Ontology annotation, molecular function: L-glutamate transmembrane transporter activity; neurotransmitter transmembrane transporter activity. Lineage: Eukaryota; Metazoa; Chordata; Actinopteri; Scombriformes; Scombridae. The transcript is spliced from 12 exons.